Messenger RNA from Lytechinus variegatus (green sea urchin), 4004 nucleotides. RefSeq names its product fibroblast growth factor receptor 2-like. NCBI's taxonomy places the organism in Eukaryota, Metazoa, Echinodermata, Echinoidea, Temnopleuroida, Toxopneustidae. Gene Ontology annotation, cellular component: signaling receptor complex. The record is from RefSeq and is a predicted model, not a curated record. The coding region runs from base 904 to 3225 and encodes 773 amino acids. Gene Ontology annotation, molecular function: ATP binding; transmembrane receptor protein tyrosine kinase activity. Gene Ontology annotation, biological process: cell surface receptor protein tyrosine kinase signaling pathway; multicellular organism development; protein phosphorylation. The transcript is spliced from 18 exons.
CUAUUACCGUAUACAUUGGGAAAGUAAUUGUCUGUAUAUCCUGAUUACCACAUUCGACUAUCAAAAUUUAGGUACGGAGAUCAAUAGAAUAGGAGGGGGAAAGAGUCCUGGAGAAAAGUUGAUAUAGUGGAAAUUCGGCUUGAUUUGGUAAAAGACACAGAGACAUUGAUUUGGUAAGAGAGAGAGAGACAGACAGAAAAACAUACAAGUAGAUAAAAAGAGGGGGUUGGCAGAAAGAUGAAACGUAAUAUUCAUGUAGCAUGAUGACUUUAUGCCAUGCAUCAUUGAUUACAAAAUUAUAAUGUUCAGCUGUAGUUAAACCAUUUUAUUACCAUGGCAUUUAAAUUCCUUAAAAAUCAUGUCCAUUUCGUCUUCAACCUCGUUCAGAUACCUUUGUGUAUACAACCUUAUACUUGAUAUUAUACUCAAUGGAAACUACCCUGGUCAUUCUGCCUCUCAGUCACCCUGGGACAAACCACAGAAGUAAAGAAAGAUCACCAUGGACAAACCAGACUUUCCCCUUUUGAAUAAGGUGGGAAAAACAAUACAAAAAAUCAAAAUACAUUUUCCGUGUUUGCUUCCAGAUAGCUGUAAAAAUAUGAUCCCAUUUCGCCAUGCUUCGGUGAAGAAUCACAGAAAAAACGUGGCCAUGUGUAUACUCUUUUGUUGACGUCAAUCAGGAUGCCUCGCAUGAUGAAAACUAUUUCCGAAAUAUUUAUUGGGUCCGUGUAAGGGAUGGUAGAAUGCAUGUUUAUACACUCAUUUCAACGUGCUCGAUGGAAUUUGAUCCAACAUGUACAGGACGUGAAACAAGCAUGGAAGAAUAGGCUCUCAUGGUGAAAUAUAGGCCCAUUUACCACACCUUCGUAACAUCAGAUUAUUAUACAGCCACAGCUUAACAACAUGGAUCCUAAUUGUGGGCUUAGUGCGCUGUAUCUCCUGGUUCUCUUUGUCUGUGUCUGCUUAGUAAGAUCACAGCCUGUCUGCAAUGGUUGCCUUUGUGAUCAACAAGAUAUUGAUAGAAGCACUGUAAAACCAAGUUUCGCUGUCAGAAGGAUAACAGAAGCGGAUUCAAUUUUAUGGGAACUGGACAUGGACAUAACAUGGCAAGCACCAUCAGAAACUGAUCACAACUACGCUGUUGAAUUAACGAGAUAUAAUGGAGGUAGCUACAGGUGCUUGGGAAAUAAAUCAAACCAGCAUUUUGGACCGUCAUUUACUUUAGUCUGCCGAAUUAAAUCGUCACAGCAACAUGUGAUAGGCGAGCUGUACUCCGAGACUGACAUAUCAUUUGGAUAUACGUAUAUAUUCGAUGUUUGCCUGUAUAACAUGACAGAAGAUGCACUCGCUCGUUCGUCAAUUUGUGUUACCAACAUUGUGUCACCGGAUUGCUAUGAGGCCACCAAGGACGAAGAUUUCUGUAGAAAUCAACGUACAGCCGUUAGUGGAAAACCUGUAAAUGCAUCCUUGUCACGUAUUACCCCUGGGAUUAUUAAAGAUGGAAACAGAACUGUCGACGUAGACGUAGUUUGGGAAAAUCCUCUUCAAGUUAAUGGUGUCAUCAAUAGAUACACCAUUGAAACUUACAACUUUUUCAUGAUGCCUGCAGUUAGAGAGGACCAACAGACCAUCUUUUUUGAACAAGGAGAGGGGAACACAAGCAGGUCCCAUGGAGUUCAAAUCUCCGGAUUGUCCCUCAGUACAGAAUACCGAACAAAGAUCACUCCAUGGAUUGUCCUUCCAUCAAACGAUGUUACAGGCGGUCUGAUAGCUGAAGUCAUUUUCACGACACCUACUUUAUCGGACUUGCCUACAGAAUCACCAUUAAUGCCGACGACGGAUGAAAACGCGAAUCUGACAACGAUGGACCAACCUGAUGGAACAAAUGCUGUAACACAACCAUCAGGUGCUCCUCUUGACGUCUUGACCAUCAGUAUUGUCUCAACCGCAGUUGCCAUAGUUUUCAUCGUUGUUCUCGUAUUUGGCGCUGUUCGCAUGCGUGCAGCAUAUUGUCGGAAAGUCAUUAUUUUGGAUUCAUCGGAAAUGCUGAAGGUCCCGGAUGCACCGGCACGAAUAAUCGUUGAUAUCGACCCUAUAUUCAAGAACAAGGAGGUAAGCCAUAAAGAUGUGGAGAUAGGAGAACAACUUGGUUCUGGCCAGUUUGGAGUAGUUUAUCGCGGUACACUUCUCAGGCGAACAGAACCGCGAAGACAUGUCACCGUCGCUGUGAAAACCGUGAAAGACGAUGUUUCAGAACUGAUGAAAAGUGAUUUCCUAAACGAGAUUCGCCUGAUGAUUGAGAUUGGUCAACAUCAGAAUGUCAUAGAAAUUAUUGCGUGUUGCACGGUCAAGUACCCUUACUAUAUGAUCACCGAGUUACUAGAAUACGGAGAUUUACUUCAUUUCUUGAGAAAAUGCAACAAGCAGCCUAAACACAUCGAAAUGGAGAAUGUAUACGAUAUCUCAAAUCUGCAACGAUACCAGAUUGCAAGGCAGAUAGCAAAUGGAAUGGUAUACAUUUCCUCUCGGCGAUUCUACCACGGCGACCUAGCUGCGAGAAACAUAUUGGUUGGUUCAAACCUUGUGGUGAAGAUAUCAGACUUCGGUCUUAGCAGCGACGUCUACGAAGUUGGUUACCAACGGUUGUCGCCAGACAGAAAGCGUCCCGUCAAGUGGGCCAGCCUGGAAACAAAUCUUGAGGGAAAAUGUACCAUUCAGAGUGACAUAUGGUCGUAUGGAGUCGUGUUGUAUGAGAUCUUCACAAACGGUGACGUGCCCUACAAAGACAUAGAUAGACGUGAGGUUAUUCGGCGAGUACGGGACGGCUACCGGAUGGGGAAACCAGAAAACUGUCCAGAUAACGUGUACGAGAAGAUGUUACUCUGCUGGCAUGAGAUGCCUGUCGGUCGCCCAUCUUUCGAGGAUCUCCUCAACUUCUUUGAUGAUAAUAUUUCCGUAGCAAACCCGGCGGAUUAUCUUCAAAUUAAUAAUGAAGAGGAUACCAAACUAGGGCAAACAUCACAUUCAUUUGAUACAAGACCAGAUGGGGACGUCAUGGACGUGGGGGCCUCUGGCGAGUCGGUGAACAUGGAGGGUUGGAAAUUCGAACGACAACCGAGUUCGCGGACACUGACAUAUUCAAAUGACGUCGCUUUAAAUUAUUCGCGGUUCGAUUCACAAGGACAACAAUAUGAACGAUAUCAAGACACUGACAUCACGGAAUGAAUCGAAUAGCAAAAGUCAGGAGAAUUUAAGAAAGUUAUUAUACGUGUGCAUUAUAGGAAACCUGAAUAUAUUAUUUAAAAAAAACACACACACACACACACACCAAGUCUGCUCAAAGUGCUAAUGGAGGUUCCAAUUUGUUUGUCACUGUGGCUCAGUCCGGAGUUACAAACUACUAUAGUCACCCGUUUGAGUCAUGAUUCCAAUUCAUAUGAACACAGGAGGGGGGGAGGGGGCUACACUCAUUAAAAUGAAAAAUAAAGUACAUGUAUAUAUUACGCAUCUAGAUCGCUUUAUUUAAUGCGGCCACUAUCAAAGUUAAGCGCCCUCUAUUAACAUGGGGGGGGGGCGUGAAACAGAUGAUAUCGGCAUAACUCUUCUGUGCUAUUUCUUUUUCUUCCUUAUAUAAGAGUAAUGCGGAUUGGGAAGAAUCAAAUGAUGACUGAAAUGCUACCCCGAAAGAUUCGAUUAGAUUUAGCAAUAGCCUACAUGUAAAUUCACAAUUACUUCGUUCUUCCAAGUUACAUGGAGUCCAUAUAUAACUCUCUAAAUUUCUGAUGAUUAUGAUCUUCUUGUUGGUUUCAUAUAGAUCAUAAAAUAAUGUUCUUUCUUUCUUAUUCAUGGCGAAGAAUCAUACCCAUAAUUCGCUCAUUGUUAGUAUGUUGUUACUCGUGUAUCCGCAACGGGUGAGGAAUAUUAAUACCUCAUAUCAUAAACAUGUAUCAUUAUGAUUAUAACCAUUAACCAUUGUGAUAAUAACAACGAACAAUUCUUAUGAA